CCCGGCCGGUUCCGCCACUCACCUGGCGGCCGCCCAGCCAGCCGAGACGGACCGAGCCGAGGAGCCGACAGGGGCCGACAGGGGUCGAAGGGACGAGCGCGGCCUCCCGUGGGGGCCCGGUGGCCAGGUGGUGGGAGAAUCUUGGAAAGUUUGGAUCUGGGCUUCCCCUAAAAAGGAAAUGACCUCCAUUUCAGGGAGGAGAAUGCACCGUAGCAUUCCCGUCGAAGUAGACGAAUCAGAUCCGUUCCCGUCGCGACUGAUGAAUGAAUUCCCGGAAUGUUCCUCGGAAGAGGAACCGGAGCCGCCCGGGGCCGACGUGGAAGAUGGCGUCCCCGGCCCCCCGGCGGUUCCCCUCUGUCCCCAGGCGGAGUCACUAGCCUGGAAGCUCCCCGAGCUCGCCCAUCCUCCCUGGCCUGAGGACCUCCAAGGGCGACACCUACGCAAUAAAGUCCUGGAGGAGUGUGAACGGAGUUUCUGGAGGCGGCUCCGGGACCCCGGGAACGAUUUUGCCUCCGACUGGUCAGCUGCAAGCGAAGCGGAGGCUGGAGAGGUCCCCCGGGAGCAUCGGUUUUCGCUUCGGGAGAGCCGCAGUCGGCCGCCGGGCCCCGAGCUCUCGGCGGCGGCGCCGGACACCGGCCGCGACUCCGUCAGAUCUGACCGGAGCUCAUCGGACGGUUCGGCGGACUCCUCGGGCCGGGGUCGAGACGACGGGCCCCACCCUCAGCCCGCGGGAAUCCGGACGCCGCCGGACCUGCCCACUCUAGACACGGGCUACGAUUCCCAGCCCCACGACGCGUUGGGCAUCAAGCACCUGGAACGGCCCCUGCCUCUUGUCUCAGUGGGUUACCCCCAGGACCUUCCUAGACCUCUUCGGUCCAGGGACUACCUCGAGGCGGAACCGCAGCGGUAUCCCGCGUAUCCCCAGUUACCGCCCCCUAACCCUUCUCCCCAGGCUCAGUGGAACUGGAGGUUCCAAUACCCCGGGGGUCCGGAUCACCGUCCCCGAUAUGUUCAAGAAUACCCUCGGGCUCCCUACCAGCAGAUGGCCCAGCCGUCUCAGCCGAUGCCGCCCCUUCCUGGACACGGCAUAAGAGGCAACCAGCCGGCCCAGAAGGUCAUCCCAAACUACUCCAGCCCUCAAGCCGAAGAAGAGGGAGUUGUGCGGAGAGACUGCCCGGCCCCCACGAACCCGAGAUACUUGGGUCAUCUGCCCAUCCAGGGGCCCGGUAGAGCAAGGCCCGCCCACGAGGAGGACCCUGCCGAUCCGAGCCCGCCGGUCAGCCGGGGCCCGGCGCCGGACACAACCCCCGGGCCCCUCAGUAAUCCUACCGUCAGGGGAACUCUGAAAACCAGCAAUUUGCCCGAAGAAUUGCGAAAAGUCUUUAUAACCUAUUCGGUGGACGCGGCUGUGGAGGUCAUGAAAUUCGUGAACUUCUUGUUUGUAAAUGGAUUUCAAACUGCUAUUGACAUAUUUGAGGAUACGGUGCGUGGCAUCGACAUCAUCAAGUGGAUGGAGCGCUAUCUAAGUGAUAAGAAAGUGAUGAUAAUCAUCGCAAUCAGCCCCAAAUACAAACAGGAUGUCGAAGGGGCCGAGUCCCAGCUGGAUCCGGACGAGCACGGCCUGCAUACUAAGUACAUCCAUCGCAUGAUGCAGAUUGAAUUCAUUAAACAAGGAAGCAUGAAUUUUAGAUUUAUCCCGGUGCUCUUCCCCACUGCUAAGAAGGAGCACGUGCCCAUCUGGCUUCAGAACACCCAUGUCUACAGCUGGCCGAGAAAUAAAAAGAACAUCCUGCUGCGGUUGUUGAGGGAAGAGGAGUACGUGGCCCCCCCGAGAGGGCCGCUGCCAACCCUACAGGUGGUGCCCUUGUGACUCCCCACGGGCCCCGGAUCCCGGACCGAUCGGACCCGCUCUCUCUCCUCCUGGGCGAGAUUGGGCGACGAGGGCGAGUUGGCAUUUGGACCGCUCCAGUCUCCAUGAAAGGGGUCAACUGCAGUCCCAAAAAACCCCGACAGACUUCCGUCGGACGCUCCCCACCCUCUUUCUUUAAAGGCGAGAAUGACGGCACUUCUCUCUUCCAGGUUUAAAACUGACCGCAGAGGGAAGGUCCAAGGCUUUAAUGACGGUGUGGUCUCUGUUUAGCGCUUCCGUGGGUCGGUUAGCCGGGAGGUUUCUGUAAAUUCUGCGGCUCGGACUCACCCCUGUCUGCUCACGCCUGUUUGCCGACCAGAUGGUCUUGCUUGCCGACGGGUCCGCACACUAAACCGGCUCAUGUACACAAAAUAAAAAUGUGUUUACUUUUUAUGCA
Messenger RNA from Ornithorhynchus anatinus (platypus), 2306 nucleotides. It is a transcript of the gene TRAF3IP2, whose product is annotated as TRAF3 interacting protein 2. The record is from RefSeq and is a predicted model, not a curated record. Bases 179 to 1870 code for a protein of 563 amino acids. Gene Ontology annotation, biological process: positive regulation of canonical NF-kappaB signal transduction; humoral immune response. The transcript is spliced from 10 exons. Lineage: Eukaryota; Metazoa; Chordata; Mammalia; Monotremata; Ornithorhynchidae.